GCAAUUAAGCUCCAUUGCCCUUACGUGUGGCCGGGUACCGAAAAAGAUCGUCCAAGGAAACCACCGGGUCUUCGAAGAAGAACAGCCGAGACGAUGGGUAAAAUGAAUAUGAGUGUUCCCAACGCGUCUGCUCGUUAUCGCCGAGCGUCGGACUCGUCUUCCGUUCCCCGUCCAACUUCCCAGUUGGACGGUCGACGUGAUCACUCGUCCUCCGGUGCUGGUUCGGCCGGGAAGGUCUCCUCUCGAUCACGUCAGUCGUCUGACGCACCACCGAGACAUCAGUCCCAGUCCCUUCCUUUAGUUCGUCGCUCGGAGGGGUCUGGUCGUGAUACGGAGGGUGUAAAGGGUCCUCCGAAAAGAAAAGACGACGCUAGCCUGGAACGACCUGACCCGUCAAAAAAGCAAAGGACGUUGGAUUUUGGCUGGGAUUUCUCGCACACGUCCGAAGCUCGUCCUUUCCCGAACGACUCUUCAGCUUGCUCUGAACUUUUCCGGAGGAUCCAUUUUGGGCCUGGUCGUUUGCCUUCGGUUGAUCAGAUGAAGGAAGCGCAUGCAGUUGCUGAUGUGGCGCAAGCCUCCUUCGAGGUGUGUUUUUGUUUGUUCUGUUCGUCGACUCGUUUUUUGAACCUGUUUUUGUCUUUUCAUCUGUUCUUAUCCUUUUUUCCUUCUCAGCUUGUUGCCCGAAUCAAUCGCUUAACCUCGCGCUACGAACGCCGCGUUCGCGAUCAGGAGGACGACCGGUCAGGAGCGUCGUCCUACGCAGAGAAGAUUGAACGCCUCGAGGCCCAACUAGGGGAGGCUGUUCGGUCCAACCAAAGGCUUAGUGACGAAGCGUCAAAGUUUGAGAGUCAACGGCGCAAGUGGAUCUCGGAGCGGGACGACCUGAAGGCAAAGCUUGAGGCGUCGGAUGCGGCCUACAACAGGAUGCACCUUACUCUCAACUCGGAGACAAAGAGGCUCAGAGAUCGGCGGGAGGAUUUCGGCUACCACGAGAGAAUUAAAGCCUUUAACGAAAUGGCCGUGCGCGUUCAGAAAUUGCUGGCCAAACAUAAGAGGUACGCCGAGGCAGUCAAAGCGUCGAUGGAGAAAUUUCUCGAGUACAACCAAGCCGUCGGGAAUGUCCAAAUGCUCGAAACGCUCGUCGAGGAGGGUCAAAUCGCUGUGCUUGAGGAGGGGUUGAAGGACAAAGUCGUCGCCGUGAUGACUCAACUGAAGGGUGAAGUUGAUGAUCUCGAUCUCCCGGAUAUCACCGAGGCUGACUUUGACGUGUCCAGGAUCUAUUCCGAGCCACUUCCUCCGGUUCCAGAGUGGAUCGCUUCCCCCCUUAGCGGCGAUGCUGAAGGCGGUGACGACGUUAGGGAAGAAGGCGAGUUUGGCAGCGGGGGUCCUGAAGGGAACGUAGGCGAACAGGCAAAGGGUGACGAUCGUCCUGCGGGUGGGAUCGAAGAGCAGACCGUCGAUCGUCCUACGGAAGAGCUCCCCCGUCCUUUGACUCCUGGUUGCGAGUCUCCGACUGCUGAUCCGGCGUCAUAAGUGCUCCAUGUUCGCACUUGCCGUGUUGAGGGGUCGGCUCCCUCGUACUAUCUUUCU
This is a messenger RNA of Camelina sativa (false flax), 1590 nucleotides long. The record is from RefSeq and is a predicted model, not a curated record. NCBI's taxonomy places the organism in Eukaryota, Viridiplantae, Streptophyta, Magnoliopsida, Brassicales, Brassicaceae.